UCAAACCACACCCUUCGCAACGAUGCACGCGCUACGCAGCCUUCUCCUUACCUUCCUCUUCCUUCUUGUCCCUCACACCCUCGCCCUCCCACCAGACAACAACGCACCCAAGGAGGUAGCACGAGCAGUGCAAGCUAGGACCGAUGGACCAGUCUGCUGUCCCGAGCCAAUAAAGACCCCUAGCCACCACAGACAUGCAGCGGCGCCAACAAGUUAGUUAAGAAGGGGAGCAGAGGAAUGCCGGCAGAUAAAUUGGGCACUCGGCACGUGGCGCUGCAUGUCAGCACCCGAGGAGUACAGUACCUAGAUAACUCGGCAAAGAUGCAGAGCCACUCAUUACCCCCAUGGGGCGAAGUCGAGCAUCUGACUAAGAACGGCUGCUUGGAUCAACAUGAAAUGUUAGGUCUAGGCUGCGUGUCAGCCUUUACUCAGCACCCAACAUCGCCGCGGAGCAGACGGAGGGGUAUAGAUAGAAGAACGAAAAGCCAGCCACCUCAUCUUCUCUUCACGCCCCGUUCCUUCCUUCCUUCCUUUCUUUCUUCUACUACUCGUCGAGCACACCAAGUUCUCGGGAAACUUUUAACACCACCCUCCACAAACCAUGCAGCCACUACGCAGCCUUCUCCUUGCCUUCCUCGUCCUUCUCCUGCCUCACACCCUUGCCCUCCCCUCAGCCAACAUUCCUACGGCAGAGGCGGCACACGAACCGCACGCCAGAGACGCUGCCCCCUUCUGCUGUCCCGAGCCGUACAGAGGGCCUCUUGGCGGCUCUCAGCAAGGGAAAGGCGGCAAGGAGGGCAAGACAACAUGAAGAUUUGCCGGCGGAGUAGCCUUCCCAACCGACCUGCAGGGUACAGUAGUUGGGCCCUCGGCAGAUGCAAGAGUCGGCUAGCAUUCGGCCCCCAAAGCUGAAGCUGAACUGUCUGACUAACGCCCGACUCCAGCACGUGGCGCGGCAUGUCAGCACACGAGAAAGUAUGGGUGAGGUGACUAGUCAUUUCCUCAAGAUCGGCAGCAACCUACCGC
Molecule: messenger RNA, 1026 nt
Organism: Neohortaea acidophila
Lineage: Eukaryota; Fungi; Ascomycota; Dothideomycetes; Mycosphaerellales; Teratosphaeriaceae
Exons: 3
Coding region: 238-912 (224 amino acids)
Source: RefSeq, a predicted model, not a curated record